Molecule: messenger RNA, 4075 nt
Organism: Syngnathoides biaculeatus (alligator pipefish)
Lineage: Eukaryota; Metazoa; Chordata; Actinopteri; Syngnathiformes; Syngnathidae
Product: diacylglycerol O-acyltransferase 1-like
Exons: 17
Coding region: 224-1741 (505 amino acids)
Biological process (GO): triglyceride biosynthetic process
Cellular component (GO): endoplasmic reticulum membrane
Molecular function (GO): diacylglycerol O-acyltransferase activity
Source: RefSeq, a predicted model, not a curated record
ACAACAGUUGCAGUGAAGUCAUGACGCUCCCUACCUGUUUUGGAGCUGCGGAAAUCCCAGUUUUUGGGCGGAUUUGUUUGACGACUAGGACUUCCUUCCCGUUUUCAUUUGGGCCCGUGUCACUUAAAUGCAGCAUUAUGUAUGCUACUUUUCGAAUUGAACAACCGAAGAGAACUUGAGGCUUGAACUUUUUUUGUUGUUGCUAUUUUUUCCCCCGGUCACCAUGGGAGAUACGGACACUAAUACAGCCUUCAGUCGCAGGAGACGGGCUGCUUUUGCGGCGGGGAGAGGAGCGAGUCUGCAGCCGAUGAAUAAGAAGUGCAUGUCGGCGAGUCAGCUCUCGGUGACCGCCGAAUUAAAAACGGACGGCGAAGUGGGCAAAGUUGACCGCUUGUUGGACACAACCCGGCCCACGGCAAUGUGUGACAAAAAGAAACACAAGAAUGACAUAAAUGACAGAUUAAGCUGUCACAAGACACGGGACUCCCUGCUGACUUCAUCCAGUGGUUACAAUAACUACAGAGGGAUUCUAAACUGGUGUGUGGUGAUGCUGGUACUUAGCAAUGCCCGACUUUUCCUAGAAAACCUGUUAAGAUACGGAGUGCUGGUGGACCCAAUUCAAGUUAUUUCCUUAUUCUUGAAGGACCCGUACAGCUGGCCAGCGCCGUGCCUGGUAAUUGUGUCCAAUGUGUUUAUCAUGGUGGCUCUUUAUACAGAGAGGCAGCUGUCAAAGGGUUCAUAUGGUGAGCAUGUGGGCUUUCUUGUCCAUAGUGUUAAUAUGACUGUUAUGCUGACAUUCCCCGCCGCAGUGGUCCUCAUGGUGCCCUCCACGACCUCAGUUGGCGGCGCCUUCGUACUCGGUACUUACACCAUUCUCUUCCUAAAGCUUUACUCCUACAAGGACGUCAACAUGUGGUGUCGGGAGCUGAGCGCCAUUAAGGCAAAGAAACUAGCGAGGUCGCUGUCGUGUCCAUCAUCAAAGUACUUCAAUGGAGAUGGCUGUAAAGUCUGUUACCCUGGUAACCUUACAAUAAGAGACCUGUACUACUUUGUCUUUGCUCCCACUCUGUGUUAUGAGCUCAACUUUCCUCGUUCUCCCAAGAUCCGCAUGGGUUUCCUAAUGAGGAGACUUUUUGAGAUGCUAUUCCUCAUCCAGAUGUUGGUGGGUCUAACGCAACAGUGGAUGAUUCCCAUCAUUCAAAGCUCAAUGAAGCCACUGGAGGACAUGGAUCUGUCUCGGAUGACUGAGAGACUUUUAAGGCUGGCUGUUCCAAACCACCUGCUCUGGUUGAUGUUUUUCUACUGGUUCUUCCAUUCAUCUUUGAACUUCACAGCAGAGCUUCUGCGCUUCGGGGAUCGACAGUUCUACAAAGACUGGUGGAACUCUGAGUCGGUGACAUAUUUCUGGCAGAACUGGAACAUCCCCGUUCACAAGUGGUGUCUCCGGCACUUUUACAAGCCGCUGCUGAGGAGAGGUUUUAGUAAGAUAGUCAGCCAGUCAGCAGUCUUCUUCUUGUCGGCGUUCUUUCACGAGUAUCUCGUGAGUGUCCCUCUUAGGAUGUUCCGGCUGUGGGCCUUUAUGGGCAUGAUGGCUCAGCUUCCAUUAGCUUGGUUUGUUGGUCACAACCUGCGCGGUAACUACGGCAACGCCGCAGUGUGGAUUUCACUGAUAAUCGGUCAACCGUUUGCCGUCCUGAUGUACGUCCACGACUACUACGUCCUGCAUUACCGACAAGUCUGACCGAUGUGAUCGCGUAUUGGAUUUCAUUCGCCUUCCAGCGUUUUACAUGCAGAUGGAGACUUGCUGAACUAUUCGACAUGGCAGCCAUAAGAAUCUUGGGUCACCUUAACUUUAAGUGGCCCACUCAUUUUUUUUUUUUUUUGCACUUCUGAGUUGUAAAAGUGUUUUUAACAUCACAGUUCAUAAAUAUUUAGCUGGUGAAAUUUCCACACGUUUGUGUUCAAAUUCCCUCACAGAAAUUGGGUCCAACUAGUCUUUCUAUCUGCCGGGGAACUUUUUUUUUUUUCGUCGUCUCUUCAAGAAAGCCAUGAGUGGUACAUGAGUACAGUGAACAAAAUAAGUAUUUGAACACCCUGCUAUAUUGCAAGUUCUCCAACUUGGAAAUCAUGGAGUGGUAUGAAAUUUUCAUCGUAGGUGCAUGUCCACUGUGAGAGAGAGAGAAUCUAAAAAGAAAAAUCCAGUGUAUGAUUUUCUUUUUAAUGAUUUCUUUGUGUGAUACAGCUGCAAAUAAGUAUUAAAACACCUGAGAAACCAAUGUUAAUAUUUGGUACAGUAGCCUUUGUUUGCAAUUACAGAGGUCAAACAUUUCCUGUAGCUGUUCACCAGGUUUGCACACACUGCAGGAGGGAUUUUGGCCCACUCCUCCACACAGAUCCUCUCUAGAUCAGGCAGGUUUCUGGGCUGUCGCUCAGAAAUCUUCUAUUGGGUUUAGGUCUGGAGACUGGCUAGGCCACACCAGAACCUUAAUAUGCUUCUUACGGAGCCACUCCUUGGUUUUCCUGGCUGUAUGCUUCGGAUCAUUGUCAUGUUGAAAGACCCAACCGCGACCCAUCUUCAAUGUUCUGACUGAGGGAAAGUUCCCCAAAAUCUCACAAUACAUGGCUGCGGCCAUCCCCUUCAUAAUACUGUACAGUCGUCCUGUCCCAUGUGCAGAAAAACACCCCCAAAGAAUGACGCUACCACCCCCAUGCUUCACAGUAGGGAUGGUGUUCUUGGGAUGGAACUCAUCAUUCGUCUUCCUCCAAACAUGGUUUGUGGAAAAUGUUCAGUUUUGGUCUCAUCUGACCACAAACCUUUCUCCCAUGACUCCUGUGCAUCAUCCAAAUGGUCAUUGGCAAACUUAAGACGGGCCUUGACAUGUGCUGGUUUCAGGAGGGGAACCUUCCGGGCCAUGCCUGAUUUCACACCAUGACGUCUUAGUGUAAUACCAACAGUCACUUUGGAAACGGUGGUCCCAGCUCUUUUCAGGUCAUUGACCGAGUCCUGUCGUGUCGUCCUGGGCUGAUUCCUCACCAUUCAAAGGAUCAUUGAGACCCCACGAGGUGAUAUCUUGCAUGGGGCUCCCCUCCGAUUGAGAUUGACUGUCAUGUUUAGCUUCUUCAAUUUUCUAAUGAUUGCUCCAACAGUGGAGCUUUUUUCCACCAAGCUGCUUGGCAAUUUCUCCGUCGCCCUUUCCAGCCGUGUGGAGUUGUACAAUUUUGUCUCUGGUGUCUUUGGAAAGCUCUCUGGUCUUGGCCAUGUUCCAAGUUUGAGUCUUACUGAUUGUAUGGGGUGGGCAGGUGUCUUUAUGCAGCCAACGACCUCACAGUGGUGCAUCUGAUUCAGGGUAACACAUGGAGUGGAGGUGGACUUUUAAAGGCAGACUAACAGGUCUUUGAGAAUUCUAGCUGAUAGACAGGUGUUCAAAUACUGAUUGGCACGGUUAAAAAAAAUCAGAUAAUGUGAUUUCUGGAUUAUUUUUUUUAUAGAUUAUCUUUCUUACAGUGGACAUGCACCUACGAUGAAAAUUUCAGACCCCUCCAUGAUUUCUAAGUGUGAGAACUUGCAAUAUAGCAGGGUGUUCAAAUACUUAUUUUCUUCACUGUAUCCUUUUAUAGUGUGGUGACAUUAGAUUUAAUCGAAAGUGGUACAUUGAAUAUCAAAACUCAGUGUUGCACAACUCAAAGUGUGGUUUAUAACGUGCACUAAAACACUAAAUUUUGCCACAGGGGCAGUUUUUUUUUUUUUUUAAUUAAACCCUUUUCUUUACAUUCUGACGAGGGUCAUCAUUUUUUUAAGAAAACAUCGCGGUAGGUUUUAGCCUAAUGUGUUUUCCCGCUCAACUGCGAUGCAUCUUUGGUAUUAAAAGUGAGUAAUAUUAAAUGUUAAUGGUGACUCUGUGAAGUUCCUCAGUACACAUGAGUGUACUUUUGUCAGAGGACUCACCGUUAGAGUGAAAUUAAAUUAACGGAAAAAUAAUUUAUAUGCUGGUGAGCUUGUAUUGCGGUACAGGUUGUAUUUCAAUUUUUUUUAAUUGUAAAUCCAAAAAUCAUGUUGCUGUUAAGUGUUCCGGAA